AUGCAAGCUUCAACGUUCGCUGUCAAGGGAAACUUAGGUUUCAACAUAAAAAAUCAUAGGGUUUUACCAGAACUUGGUGAAUUUUGGAGGAGGAGGAGUUCAGCGCUGAAUGAUCAUUGCAUGAAAGAGAGAAACAGUUGCUUUGGAUUGCGCGUCGAUUCCGUUUCCAUGGGGGCUGAGCUCGUCCGUGCGAGAGCGAGUGUUCAGAGUGCAUUUCGGUCCUCAGUCAAAGCCAGAUCAGUCAAGGCUCAAGCUUCUGAAGGAGAUAUUGAGGAUGUUGCUCCUGCCAAAGUUCAGGAGAAAUCAUCUGCAUCAGUUCUGCCAUAUGUUGGUGUUGCUUGUUUGGGAGCCAUUUUAUUUGGAUAUCAUCUGGGGGUGGUUAAUGGUGCCCUAGAGUAUCUUUCCAAGGAUCUUGGGAUUGCUGAAAACACUGUUUUGCAAGGAUGGAUUGUUAGCACACUUCUUGCUGGCGCCACUGUUGGUUCAUUUACGGGGGGAGCAUUGGCUGACAAAUUUGGCCGGACAAAGACUUUUAUACUGGAUGCAAUCCCACUUGCAGUUGGAGCAUAUCUCUGUGCCACAACCCAGAGUGUACAGACAAUGAUAAUUGGUCGUUUACUAGCUGGCAUUGGAAUUGGCAUCUCAUCUGCUAUUGUGCCACUUUACAUUUCCGAGAUAUCACCAACCGAGAUUCGGGGUACACUUGGAUCUGUCAACCAACUAUUCAUCUGUGUUGGGAUUCUUGCAGCAUUGGUGGCUGGAUUGCCUUUAGCUGGAAAUCCUUUGUGGUGGAGAACAAUGUUUGCUGUUGCUGUUGUUCCUUCUAUACUUUUGGCACUUGGAAUGGCAUUUUCUCCAGAAAGCCCUCGGUGGCUCUAUCAGCAAGGGAAAAUCUCUCAAGCUGAAACAGCUAUUAAAAGGCUAUUUGGAAAAGAAAGAGUUGCUGAAGUUAUGAAUGAUCUAAAUGCUGCAGCUCAAGGUUCUUCAGAACAAGAAGCUGGGUGGUUUGAUCUUUUCAGUAGCCGGUAUAAUAAAGUUGUCAGUGUUGGUGCAUCACUUUUCUUGUUCCAACAGUUGGCUGGAAUAAAUGCUGUGGUAUACUAUUCUACUUCUGUGUUUCGUAGUGCUGGAAUUACAUCUGAUGUUGCCGCCAGUGCUCUGGUUGGGGCGUCAAAUGUUUUUGGUACAACUGUGGCAUCCUCUUUAAUGGAUAAGCAGGGAAGGAAAAGUCUUCUGAUUACAAGCUUUGCUGGAAUGGCUGCUUCAAUGUUGUUACUUUCGCUGUCUUUCACCUGGAAGGCCCUGGCACCAUAUUCUGGCACACUAGCUGUUCUGGGGACUGUCCUUUAUGUACUGUCCUUUUCGCUUGGUGCUGGUCCUGUGCCUGCUCUUCUACUUCCAGAGAUAUUUGCCUCUAGAAUUAGAGCAAAAGCAGUUGCCUUAUCACUAGGGAUGCAUUGGAUAUCUAAUUUCGUCAUCGGCCUGUAUUUUUUGAGCGUUGUAAAUAAGUUUGGUAUCAGUACAGUGUACCUUGGAUUUGCGGCUGUCUGUCUUCUUGCCGUCUUGUAUAUAGCUGGUAAUGUUGUGGAAACAAAGGGAAGAUCACUCGAGGAAAUAGAACGUGCCCUUAACCCAGCAAUUUAA
Ilex paraguariensis (yerba mate) is the source of this 1644-nucleotide messenger RNA. The record is from the annotation of a GenBank genome assembly. Lineage: Eukaryota; Viridiplantae; Streptophyta; Magnoliopsida; Aquifoliales; Aquifoliaceae.